CUGGCAAAUCUAUUUUGCCCACCGUCUUUUCCUUCACCAUUAAAACCCACUGUUACUGUCUUUUUUUUCACCAUAGACAUCAAAAAAUAAAUCCUCUUUUCCUUGUCUUUAUCCUACUUUCAGUACAAUAUACAUAGAUCGAGUUACACAUAGCGGCGGACAUUGAUGGCAGAUGAAGGAGAUGAACUGUGACUGGAUUUCAGCAGCGAAAAAUUCGAGGGGUAAAUUGGUACUUCUAUACUUGGAUGUGAUUAUUGGUUGACGUUAAGGCAUGGCUAAGAUUAGAGAUAGGACUGAAGACUUUAAAGAUGCUGUCAACAGGGGUGCCAUGUCGUUAGGAUUUAACGAGUCUAAAAGGGCAGCUCUAAUGGCAUCGUUUAUAAUACACAAACCUCGGGAGAGAUCAAAUUUCACAAAGGCUGCAAUGAAGACGCUAGAGAGCAUUGGGACACUAGAACAGUUCUUGAUAAAGCAUAGGAAGGAUUAUGUAGACCCUCAUCGUACGACAGAAGAGGAGAGAGACAGCAUCGAGCAUGAAGUUAGUAAUUUUGUUAAAGCCUGUAAAGAACAGAUCGACUUUCUACAAACUAGCAUAACGAACGAAGAAUUGAAUUCAAAGGGCUGGCUUGGCAUAAGGGGUGGCAAGGCUAAUGCCGAUACUGUUGCACAGAAACAUGGCGUGGUUUUGAUUUUAAGUGAAAAGCUUCAUUCGGUCACGUCACAGUUUGAUCAGCUCAGAGCUGUACGCUUUCAAGAGGCUAUUAAUCGAGCUAUGCCUAGAAGAAAACCAAAACGGGCUCCUGUGAAAACUUCUGUCGAUGUCUCUCAAUUUAGUAACAAUACAGAAUUGAGGGAGCCAACAAGUUCAGAGACCAGGGACCCUGGUGAAAUCCAAGCUGAACCCAUGAAAGUCCAGCAGCAACUUUUAGAUGACGAAACACGUGCUCUUCAGGUGGAGUUGUCAAGUCUUCUUGAUGCUGCCCGUGAUACUGAAACAAAGAUGGUAGAAAUGUCAGCAUUGAAUCAUCUCAUGUCGACGCAUGUCUUGCAACAGGCUCAACAAAUAGAGUAUCUGUAUGAUCAGGCGGUUGAAGCAACUAAGAAUGUAGAGUUGGGUAACAAGGAAUUGACUCAAGCUAUCGAUCGAAAUAGUAGUAGCAGGACAUUUCUUCUGCUUUUCCUAAUUGUCCUAACUUUUUCCAUUCUUUUUCUUGACUGGUACAGUUAAAACUCAUAUCAAUCUGUUAACUUACAUCCAUAUUUAUCUAUGAUAUUUCUAUGAAACUAGUGCAGAAAA
Messenger RNA from Erigeron canadensis, 1297 nucleotides. Its product is annotated as syntaxin-81. The record is from RefSeq and is a predicted model, not a curated record. Lineage: Eukaryota; Viridiplantae; Streptophyta; Magnoliopsida; Asterales; Asteraceae. Bases 272 to 1228 code for a protein of 318 amino acids. The transcript is spliced from 8 exons. Gene Ontology annotation, cellular component: membrane; endoplasmic reticulum; SNARE complex. Gene Ontology annotation, biological process: retrograde vesicle-mediated transport, Golgi to endoplasmic reticulum.